Mizuhopecten yessoensis (Yesso scallop) is the source of this 5339-nucleotide messenger RNA. RefSeq names its product serine-rich adhesin for platelets-like. Gene Ontology annotation, biological process: proteolysis. Lineage: Eukaryota; Metazoa; Mollusca; Bivalvia; Pectinida; Pectinidae. The transcript is spliced from 17 exons. Gene Ontology annotation, molecular function: metalloendopeptidase activity. The record is from RefSeq and is a predicted model, not a curated record. Bases 142 to 2700 code for a protein of 852 amino acids.
UAUUUGUUUCAUGUCUGAAGUUCCUUAUUGGCCGGCAUUUGUGGGUUUUUUUCUUUUCUUGUUCAAAUGACGUCUUAAGAAGGGGUGUGGAAGGGGUCAUUACGUUAAUAUUGUAGAAGAGGAGAGAAGACAGGGAGGAAAAUGACGACGAAGCUACUGGUAUGGAUUGUGGCGGGAAUAGCCUUGUGUUCGGGGUUCCCGUCGAUAACGAAAGGAACGGAUAAGGAAGAAAUAGUAAAAAUAAAGUUGAUAUUUCCGAAGACUGACCAUGAUAAACAUUCCAAGCACAAACGGUCAUCGGACAUGUUCCCAGAGACACUGUCCUUCCGGUUCCGGGUCAACAAUACUGACGUCAUCAUGGACCUUGAAAAGAAUACGAUGGCGAGCGUGCCACCGAUAAUGAGGGUGGACAAACUCCGGCCGAUUUAUGACACAAAACCGGACAUACAGAGAAACUUCGCACUGUACCAGGGAUUAGGAAUGGGUGCCUCGGCUUUGCUUCGAUUCCCUUUUGACGAUAUCAGUAAAUUUGAACUGCAUGCCAGUUACCAACACGGGUCCGAGUGGUACGCUAUUGAGCCACUGACUUUAUUCGAUCGCCGGAAACGGUCCAGUGUGCCGCUUCACACCGUGGAAACGAUGCCGACCACACAAGCAACCACGGCACCAUCGGUAGACGCCGACCAAUUGGUGGCGGACCACAAAGUCACCUUGCUGAACCCGGAUAUACAGAUUGGUUCAUUUUUCAACGACAUCAUCGUGAUACAAGACGACCAGAUGACCUCCACCGAUAAUCCCCUUGACCCCUUUCCAAUCCUUCGUCUGGGAGAGGAGCCCUACUCCAUACCGAUGGUGGAUCUGCAUUCGUUUCAAAAUCAACGAAAUAAAAGACAAUCGACAUGGGAUGACUGGACACCUUCUGAGCGACAUCGACGUAAGAUUGCACAGAAGUACGUCGAAUAUCUGGUCGUGCUUGACUACGCCAACUUCUACAAAUGGCACCAGGUUGCCUUAGGUAACACAGACGACGAGCGCUACAAUAACGCAGUCAACUCCCUGGUCCAGUACUACCUGUUUGUCACCAAUGGGAUAGAUGUGAGGUUCCAGUCAGCCCAAACAUCACAAGGUGACCUCCGAGUGACCUUGGCAGGCUUCGUCAUUGCAACCGAUAAAUCUGAGUCUCCUUGGACUGAGAAUAACAAACUCACUGCCGACGCAGUGUAUGACGGGAAAAGUUUGGAGGAUUUCGCCAAGUGGAUCAACUCACAGACAGCGUCACUUCCUCCACAUGAUCAUGCAGCCUUGUUUACGGGACAUGAUCUUGCUCUCUCUAACAAAGACACAUCCACCAUAGGUAUAGCGUACCUAAGCCGGGUGUGUCUGUCCUAUUCUGCCUCCGUCAACCAAGAGCCUUAUAAUGCACUCUCCAUACAUAUAGCAGCUCAUGAACUUGGACACAGCCUUGGCGCUACCCAUGAUGCAAGUAACUCCGGAAGUUGUUCAAGCGCUCUUCACUAUGUUAUGGCACCACGACUUCCUGCUGUUAACGAGACUCUCGCGUCAAACCCGUACGAGUUCUCGUCCUGUUCGAGAUCUCAGAUUGGCAUUUACCUCAGUAAGCUGGGAAGUGACUGCUUAUCGAACGUGCCGGACAUUCUUAGCAUGGUGACCCUGACGGAGAAACCAGGCAAUGUAUACCCUGUCGAUCAGCAAUGUCACACACUUCCGGAGCAAGACUGGGUUAUAUGUCGGGAUAAGUACGUGAACUACCCCCUUAAAUGGGCAACAAUUUGCUAUCAGCUUGAAUGUCGACGUGUUGGAACCAGCACAUGCAUCAACCGUCGUCAGGCCUAUGAUGGCACACCUUGUGGACACAUGAAGUGGUGUGAAAAGGGGCGUUGUGUGAGUUCUCAACAAUCUUCUUCCAGAUCAGAAAUCUGUCCACUUGGAGACGAUCUUACCUUCGGUUGCCAGGCUAGUCAAUGUUCGGGAUAUAGCAACAUCAUUCGGACGGGAAUCUGCUGUUCAACAUGUCUUGAGUUAUCAACAACAGCACCGACAACUACAACCACUACGCCUACAACAACAACAACAGCACCGACAACUACAACAACGCCUACAACUACAACCACUACGCCUACAACAACAACAACAACACCGACAACUACAACCACAACACCGACAACUACAACCACAACACCGACAACUACAACAACGCCAACAACUACAACCACAACACCGACAACUACAACAACAACACCGACAACUACAACAACAACACCGACAACUACAACCACAACGCCAACAACUACAACCACAACACCGACAACUACAACCACAACACCUUCAUCUACAACCACAACGCCUACAACCACAACGCCUACAACAACAACACCGACAACUACAACAACGCCUACAACUACAACCACAACACCGACAACUACAACCACAACGCCUACAACUACAACCACAACGCCUUCAUCUACAACCACAACGCCUACAACUACAACCACAACGCCCACAACUACAACACCCAGGACCACUACAACUAAAACAAAAGCAACAACUAAGAAAACUCCAAUAACAACAACACCGUCAUCUAAAACAACAACACCCCGUGAUGUGUCAAAGGACCCAUUGGACUCCUUUGCGUUACGAGAACUUAUAUCACAUUUUAUAGCUCUUGCCAUGAUCGUAUAAACAAGCGUCUUUGAGAAUUUGUUAUAUGAUAAGACAGCAGGAAGUAUACAAAGAUGUGAUAGAAAUAUUUUCUGAAACAUUGCACUGACUUUAUUUAUAUAUAGUCUAUGAUGCCUAUUUCUAGUCGAUUGAGAUUAAAAGGAUUUGAAUAUCAUGAAAAAGAUAUAAAAAACACACUUCUUAAUACGGAAAAUAUGAGGUUUGUGAGAUCAUUGAUUCACAAAUAAGUGUCGGUAUGGAUAUAUGCUAAGUUGUGAGGUUGUUUGUAAUUCUAUAAGGAUAUAACUGUUUGUUAUUUUUUCGGGUCAGAUACGAGUUUCCCGAACAGUCCUUAACUCCAGGAAAUCAAACUAUAUUGAUUAUAAGGAGAAAUCUGAAGUGAAUGAAAUUUUCCUUAACCUUUCCUUUCCCGUAAAGUAAGCAAUUUGGCUUUACUAUUGAACAUUCGACCGCGUCACUACAUGAGCAGUGUGCAACUCCACGUACAUAACGACCAAUAUAUAUGAGAAAAUAUGUUCAAUCGGCUACACAAAAUAAUUAAUUUUAAACGCAAUCAAAAGCAAAUCAAAAGUGCUGUUCACUGUAUAUUUUCUAUAUUUACUAAUAUAUCAAUAUAUAUUCACUGGAACCAUAUUGUCAUUUCAAACACGGGUCACGUGGUUAACAUUAGCAACCCACUCUCACUUGUGUUUUUUCUUAGUGCAGUAUUUAAACAUUUUGCUAUACAUCAAACUAUGAUUGGCCUUUGACGGCGUAUAAGGUAGUAUGCAUGCAGUUGGCAACGAACAUAUUCCUUUAUGGAGUGCUAACGUACUCACCUUAGUUGUGAAAUGUCAUAAUAAGGAUACAUAUAUAUGUACGUCGCUAAGGACUGGUCGUUAUACUUCUUAUAUAUAAUCAUUAAGUAUGUAAUGACAAAUACCUGCAAUUCAUAUGAAAACAUAUGACUAUUAAUGUAUUUGGUCAACCGUAACGGCAAACAUAUCCAUAUAUGUUUAGUGUUUUGUGAAUUUGCAUGUGACUAUAUCAAAUAUUAUGAUCAUAAUUCAUUUGAAUCAUGUUUCUUUUUUUAUAAUUAUCUUUUUCAAAGUUCGUUUGCAUAUUAAAUAUUCUUGUAAACAACAGAAUACUGAAACAUAAAAGUUCUUUUUUUACAUUUAAUAAAACUGAUAGGGCUUUACUUGUAUUUGAUACCAUAUUAGGAUUUCUUGAAAUAAAAUAUAAUCGGUAAUUUGCAUUGAAACGGCUUAUAUGCAUACAUGUUGAAUGUUUCUGGUGACCUUUUUUCAUCAACGUUUCCGUAGUCUUAAGAAGGCGGCUACUAUGUUGCCAAACUCAGAGGUUGACAUAACAUUUCAUAAAAGCGUUUGUUUACCUGGACUUAUAUACUAUUAUAGUAUUGGUUAUAGCGGUUCAGAGAUUGUUCACGCUAACUAUUAACGGUAUUAUCUUAAUUCUCUGAAAUUAACAUCUCGAAAUCAUUACUUUUCUGGAGUCGCGAAGUCUAGACAUAGUUCAUUUUAAAGGACAAAGAUCAUUUUAAGGACAAAUAAGUAUGUUUUCCUUUGCUAUGAUGUAUGCAUCGUAUCUACUGUUGAUUUAUGCUUAAUUAAUGACACUGGGAACGGAUUUACCCAAAAUUUGUCAAUUUGAGACGUUCCGUACCUUUUAUUGCAUUAUGUAGUUAAUAGCUCUUCCUUUUUAUUCGAGGAAUACCUUGUGUUGGGGCCGUUGCCAUGCAACACGUCGACUAUUUCAUUAAUGUAGCAGAUCCAAAAUCACGUGGAAUGUUUCAGUCUAGAAAUGUUACCUACAAAAAUGUUGAAUAUUUGAAGAGUUUUCGACAUGCAUGUACUAUGUACUAUAGAUAUAUGAUUUAUUAUACUGUAGAUAUUAUUUAUUUUGUUUUUAAUCGUUAACAUCUUUGAGCCUUAUCUUAGAAGUAUUGUCUCAAAGAAAUGCAGAAAUGAUAUUCUUGCAUAUCAAUGAAACAAAUUUUUCGUUGUACUUGAUAUCAUAUGUCUUAUAAAACAUUGUUCUACACAUCGAUAUAUUACAUUUACCCCUCCUGUAGCUUUCCCAUCAACUCUCGUACUCCAAUCCAUAGGUGUUCGGCUUCUUGUUUUCAUUUAACACAUUUCGUACUUAAUGUUUUUCGCAACGUUUCCUGUUAAAAAUUGAUAAAUGAUUUGCACAUACAUGUACAUAAAUACAGUUUUGCGAUCAAAUCCUGGAAAUGAAAAUGAAGAGCACGCACAAAGGAACCUCAUAACCUAACAUUGCUAAGCUUCGUAUUCUAUAUGACAUACUGGUAUUAAUGAAAGUUUAACGCUUCAAUCAUUUAAACGUGACCUACUUUGAGCGAUCAUAAUAUAUAAAGGUAUUCUCCGCGUACAGUUAGCCGCCUUUUGUCGCUUUACCGCGAACAAUGAACUUAAAUUUAAGCAGAGAAUAAUACAAACUAGUCGGGCAUGCGAACUAGAUGUGUAUUCACCUUGAAACGUAAAUAUUUUUCUUUAAUUGCAGACUUAUUCGCUGUCGAACAGUUUUAACGCAAACCACAGAAAUCCUUUAAUAUAUUCAUGUCCCAUCGUUAUUUUGAUACAAUUAUUUAUCACAUAAUCGGCCUGUUAUCCAGU